Molecule: messenger RNA, 10437 nt
Organism: Coregonus sp. 'balchen'
Lineage: Eukaryota; Metazoa; Chordata; Actinopteri; Salmoniformes; Salmonidae
Source: the annotation of a GenBank genome assembly
AUGGCGUGGUGUGACCGUGGGUGUCAGAUACUGCUGACCAUCGUGGGCGCUUUUACAGCUUUCAGUCUGAUGACAAUAGCUAUUGGGACCGACUACUGGCUCUAUUCUCGGGCGUACAUAUGUAACGCCACCAAUGUCACCACGGACGACAUGCAACCCAAGAAAACUAGAGGCGACCUGACGCACUCCGGGCUGUGGCGGAUUUGUUGUAUAGAAGGUACUUUGUCAGCUUUCUGGUGUAUUCUUUUGAGGUUUUUGCAUUUGGUUAAUACAGGAAAGUAUCUGAUAAAUGAAUAAUUAAAGUGCGUAAAAGUAGCACAUGUUUAGUUUGUGGCACCAGUUUUUAGUUAGUAUAGUGUAUUAUGAUACGACUUUGUGUGUUGGGGGCGUUUGAGGAAUCACUUAGGUGACAAAACCUUUUUGUCUACACUGAAAUAAACUGUCCAUGCACAGAGUGAAAAGUUGUUAGAGCGUUUGAUAGAACGCGAAGCGCAGCUGGAGGUGUAGGCUACUCGUACACGUCAACUCAGUGAUUGUGGGCGCGUUAUACCAUUAUGUAUCCCUGUGCGUAAUGCAAUGUAGUAGGCCUACUUGAUAUUUUUGCUUCGGAUAUGACGUUGCCUUGUUACCAUAUACUGUACAUGCAUAAUGCACGGCUGUAUGGAAGUGUGCAAUAAAACUAAUUCAUAGCCUACUCAACCCGUUUAUAAUCAAUGGCUUUCUUUUAGGAGUGCAAAACUACGAGUUCAACUUCAGACUUUUUAGAUGCACUUCUCCAAACGGUGGUUCUUUGUCCAUCCAGUUCAGUGUAUGUGAUGCUGUUGCUUGGCAACUACACCUAAGAAAUUGCUAUGGAAACAUGAGUGAGAUUUAGAAAUAGAGCUAUCUGCAAAUACGUUUAUAAGUGUAUGUUUUUCACCAACAAGAGAUGGAACGAAUAGAUAAGUUACUUUGCUAAGAGAGUUGCACAGCAAUGAAAGAUUCAGUCAACUUAAUUUAUAUUGUCUACCCAUUUGAGGCAGGUGCUGAGCAUUGUAUCUAUCGAUACAUCUUAAUCAAUACGAUCAAUCCGUUAAGUGGUAUCACAUCCAGAUCAAUAUAGCAUCUAAAUGACAUAAUGGAUAAUUAAUCGAUGUUGGAUCUCUACUUUUCCCCACCAAACCCCAGUCAUUUACUCAUCUCAAUUGAAGUAGCCACUAGCCAGCUCUUCCAUAUUACUUGCGUCACUGGCUAAAUCAACUACGUUAAUAAAUAUGCAGCAGCUAACCGCUGUAGUGUUGAGAUUAAUAAAUUGUUCUCCAGCGAACUGCAAGCGAACUGAAGUGCACUUAAGUAAAUUGGCCAGGGGAAAGAUGGACACUUUCACUUAACAUUUUCCUUAUCAAACCUUGCUAUAUGAUACAAAAGCGAUUUGUUAGGUAAAUGUUACUUGGCCUUAUUUCUUCUGUAGGCUAGCAAGUGAAGCAUUGAGUAAAAGGCGUUUCUUCAAAGUCGAAUCAAGUGCGCAUGAAGUUGCUAAAAAUCGAGCCUGCUGGUUUGGUGCUGUCCAUUGUGCGUGGUGCUGAAACGUGUCUUCACAAAGCGCAGCGGAAAGCGAUGACUCCCUUGAGAGAAUAUUAACGCCACUGGAGAAGACCAUUUCAACUUCCACAGUCAAUAUGUUUUGAGUAACAGCAUGAAUUACAAGCUACAGACUGAUAAGUUACAUUAUUCAGUGGCAAAGAAGAAUACUAACACACACACACACACACAGAACGAGAGAGAGAGAGAGCAAGAGAGAGAGUGCGAGAAGCCAAGUUUGACAAAAAAUAAAAUUCUCCCUCAUUGCUAUUCCAUGCAUGUCCACAGCUAGGCAACACAAUGUCAAGUGUCAACAUUACCCAAAAUCCUCUUUCCAUUUCUCCACCCUUUGUACUUUUCCAUACCUUUUCUCCAACCCCAAUCAUGACAUAACAUAUAUGUAGCCGACUAUAACUUACUAAAUUGGCCUCACACUGCUCUCCUCUUUAACGAAGUGUUCCAAAUGGAAAGCUCUUUAUUUAGUGCCUUGUAAAACAAAAUGUUCUUCGCUGCGGGAGAGCACAAGGGAGGCUUUUAAGACGCGCACGGAACGACUUGAGUCUUGUUCCCAACUCGCCUUAAAAUCAAACAAGAACUCCCACUUAACCAGCGCUUCCCUCCUGCGUUUCUCUCUAUGUCGACGGGAGACGAGAUGACGCACUUAAUAGUGAGAGAGAGCGACAAAGUGGGAGGGGUCUUAGUUCCUUCUUAGUGGAUAGACACCUGUUGAAUGACUAUCAAUCUCUCUUUCAGAUGAGUUCUUUCUUUGUGUUAUUGAAUGGCUUUUGAUUUUGAAUAGCUAUUGUUGCUUGCCAGACUGAAUAAGAAAGACUUCUUGAUGAUCAUGAGGAAGAUGCAUGGGUCUUGUUGGUUGUUUUGUUCUGUGAGGUAACUGUUGAAUUAUGUUUGUAAUAAGCAAAAGGGGGUUUGUGAGAGACUGUUUAUAGCUAGCAAAACACAUUUUUGAGGUUUAAAAACAUUGUGUUGUGGUUUUUGUAUAUGCAUGUGCAUGAGCACGCGCACCAGUCCCUGUAUGAAUGCAUUAGUAAGAUGUGAAAGGGCUCCUCUGAGAUGUAGGCAUGAAAUGUGCUUUUUGGGCACCAGGAGGAGGUUGCCAUGGCAAAGCUAUGCUGAGUAAUAAAGGAUGCACUGUUGUCUCGCAAGCAAACAGACUUGGUGUCCACUAGUUACCACAGCCACAAAGUCAAAAUUGGCUAUAUUGUAAAAAUUUAGUUCUGGUCUUAAUUUAAGAUUAGGCAUAAUGUUAGCAGUGAGGUUAAGGUUAUUGUUAGAUUCAAGAUCACAUUUUAAGAAGAGAAAUAGAAGGGUUUAUGACUCUGGUAACUUGUGUCGACCGACCGACAGACAGGGGAGAAAGAAAGUCUCUCUCUCUCUCUCUCUCUCUCUCUCUCUCUCUCUCUCUCUCUGCAAUUUGAGAUCAGCUUGGCCGGGAUUCAAUCAAAGACACACUGUCAACAAACGCAUUGCACUUGACUUUUAAAUGUAAUUUACACCUGAGCUGACAUCCACAUCGUUUACUGUCAAUGUCACAUCUAUGAACAUCAGGGAAAUUGUCUUUAAAAGUUUACAUUUAUGGCAUGACUGCUAUUGGGGGUACUCACCUCAGAGCCUGCAGGUCCAAGACUACUGCUCGUUUCCCUUUUCCGUGGUACUAGUUUUGAUUGUUUAAAAUAAAAUGUAAUUUGUCACAUGCGCCGAAUGCAACAGGUGUAGACUUUACCGCAAAAUGCUUACUUACGAACCCUUUCCCAACAACGCAGUUAAAAAGUACAAAAAUUAGCUAAUAAAAAUAUAAAAUAGUAACAGUAUAACAAUAAUGAUGCUAUAUACAAGGAGUACCGGUAUCGAGUCAAUGUGCUGGGGUAUGAGGUAGUUGAGGUAAUAUGUACUGUAGGUAGGGGUAAAAGUGACUAGGCAAUCAGGAUAGAUAAUAAACAGAGUAGCAGCAGCGUAUGUGGAGAGUGUGUUUUGUUUGUGUGAGCAUAUGUAGUGUGUGUUGGAGUGUCAGUGUAAGCAUGUGUGAAUGUGGGGGUAGAUUCCAGUGAGUGUGCAUAGAGUCAAUGCAGUAGUCCGGGUAGCCAAUUAAAGUCACUGAUUGGCCAUAGAUUCCACUCACCUGGUGUCCUGAAUCAGUUCCUGAUUAGAGGGGAAGAAUAACAAUCAGCAGUGUCUUGGAGAUACCAAUCAUAGAAAUAGAAUCAACACACACAGACCAAUAAACCACUUAAAAGACAUGUUUACAUAACUAUCGUCUCUCAUAAAUGAUUGAUAUCUGUUUUAGAGUGAAUUAAGUCAGAGCGUGAAGUAAGUCCCUGUUCAUUCGCAUACUUGACUUGAGUUCCCAACCUCUGGGUGAGGCAGCAAUUUCAGUGGAAAGUGAGAAACGUUUCAAUAUUCAUGUCAUCCCCAUGUUUUAUUCUCUUAAAAGUGCAGAGAACAUUUUCUUAACCAAGAGUCAAACUCUUUGAAUGGAAGGUGCCUUAGGGCUGAAAAACAUCAGAACUCUUUUGUGGGUGUGCAGACUGACGUUCCUGUCCUCAGUUGGUUUCAAAUAUGGGGGUGAAACUAAGCUCGCUACGUCUAGGGGUCCUAGGUCUACCUAAAUUGUCCAUAAUCUGAUAUAAAUGUGUUCAUUUCACGUGAGAAGUCAGUUAAGCAAUGCAUGUGUCCUUAUGGCAGACAGUGUACUCGGCAGGGUCCAGGGUAAGCUUGGUCCGCCAGGCCAAGCAGGUUAUCAAUGUUCAUGAAAAGAAACAAUCAAUCAAUCAAAUGUAUUUAUAAAGCCCUUUUUACAUCAGCAGAUGUCACAAAAUGCUAUACAGAAACCCAGCCUAAAACCCCAAACAGCAAGCAAUGCAGAUGUAGAAGCAUGGUGGCUAGGAAAAACUCCCUAGAAAGGCAGGAACCUAGGAAGAAACCUGGAGAGGAACCAGGCUCUGAGGGUUGGCCAGUCCUCUUCUGACUGUGCCGGGUGGAGAUUAUAGGAGUACAUGGCCAUUUAAGGCCAUAUUGUUCUUCAAGAUGAUUCAAUGUUCAUAGAUGACCCGCAGGGUCAAAUAAUAAUCACGGUGGUUGUAGAGGGCGUAACAGGUCAGUACCUCAGGAGUAAAUUUACAUUUAAAAUGUAAAUGUAAAUGUCAGUUGGCUUUUUAUAGCCGAGCAUUCAGAGGUCGAGACAGCAGGUGCGGUAGAGAGAGAGAAAGAGUCAAAAACAGCAGGUCCGGGACAAGGUAGCAUGUCCGGUGAACAGGUCAGGGUUCCCUAGCCACAGGCAGAACAGUUGAAACUGGAGCAGCAGCAUGACCAGGUGGACUGGGGACAGCCAGGAGUCAUCAGGCCAGGUAGUCCUGAGACAUGGUCCUAGGGCUCAGGUCCUCCUGGGGGGGAAGGAGAGAGGGAGAGAGAGAGAAUUAGAGGGAGCAUACUUAAAUUCACACACGGGCAUAUCAAAUGAAAAGUGUCCAAGCAAACACAGGAAAAUGCUUCCGGGAUGGGAGGCUACUCAAUUUACCUCUCACUCCACCAUUUACUGUCAAUAACUUGCACCUACCUGUAAGCAAGGGUUGGAACCGGUUCAGAACAGAAAACCAGAAAAUACAUUUGUAGUAACAGAAUCAGAACCGGGAACGAAAGUGAUAUAUACUGUGCCGGAACAGAACCGUUAUUUUAAAAGCAUGGGAACCAGUUAAUAAUGUUAAUUUUACAGCUUCUACCCCCAAGCCAUAAGACUGCUGAACAUUGAAUCAAAUGGCCACCCAGACUAUCUGCAUUGACACCCCCUUUUGUUUUUACACUGCUGCUCUAUCCGCACUGAUUGGUGAAGUAAUUUAAUGUCGAACUAAAUGUAAACAUUUCAGAGGUUUAAAAAGGAACAGAAAGGAAGAAUAUAAACCGUUACUUUUUUGGGGGUCGAACCAGUUCAGAACUUUAUUUUGCAGGUUGGAACAGGCAGGUUCCAACCCCUGCCUGUGAGCAAUCACUCUUUCUUAACCCUGUUGGCACUUAAAAGGACCUAGCCUGGCCACUGCUGCCCCUAGUGGUGGGAUGUGUAUAUUGAAAAUGGACUGUCUAACUGUGUACACUAACCGCUAGAAUACCUAAUUUCCUAGCAGUGAUAGAAAAUGUCCCUUGCAGAUUGAGAAUCCUUUUAAAUAAAUGAAUAAUUCACAGGUUAAAUUAUUUGUUUUGUAUGGUAAUCAGUGGGGUAACAACAAAAUAAUCAGCAUUAUAAUAGGCAUCUCUUGUUUGGCAAUCAAUUUGUAUUGUCAUUUUUAAUUACGACAAUUAAGCAACCCCAAUGUACGGUAAAUAUGCAAUCUCUAAGACUUAGUGAGUGCCUUUACAGCUCAACACAGAAGUGCAUUGAGUAUUGUGAACCAUUUUAGCUUCACUUCCUCUGUGACAUGUCAUGAGGCAUAAUAUAUUUUUCUAAUGUGCAGACAUUGUUCAUGUAUAACCAUUGUUGAAUUAGUAUAGUGUUGUUGUAUAGUGUUCUCUCAACUCUCACUUACCUUACCUGCUACGCCCCCUAUGGACAUUAUUUAUCCUGCUGCUCCCCUGCAUGUUGGAGUUCGAAGCCUAAGUUUUUCACUGUACCUUGCAGUCACACCUGCAACCCUGUACAUGUGAAUAUUAAACAAUCUGAAUCUAUGCUCUAUUGGAGUUAACACAUACAGUACCAGUCAAACGUUUGGAAACACCUACUCAUUCCAGGGUUUUUCUUUAUUUUUACUAUUUUCUACAUUGUAGAAUAAUAGUGAAGACAUCAAAACUAUGAAAUAACACAUAUGGAAUCAUGUAGUAACCAAAUAAUUGUUAAACAAAUCAAAAUUGAUUUUAUAUUUGAGAUUUUUCAAAUAGCCACCCUUUGCCUUGAUGACAGCUUUGCACACUCUUGGCAUUCUCUCAACCAGCUUCAUGAGGUAGUCACCUGGAAUGCAUUUCAAUGAACAGGUGUGCCUUGUUAAAAGUUAAUUUGUGGAAUUUCUUUCCUUCUUAAUGCGUUUGAGUCAAUCAGUUGUGUUGUGACCAGGUAGGGGGAGGGGGGGGGGGGGGGGGGGGGGGGUAUACAGAAGAUAGCCCUAUUUGGUAAAAGACCAAGUCCAUAUUAUGGCAAGAACAUCAGUACUUUAAGACAUGAAGGUCAGUCAAUGCGGAACAUUUCAAGAACUUUGAAAGUUUCUUCAAGUGCAGUCGCAAAAACCAUCAAGUGCAAUGAUGAAACUGGCUCUCAUGAGGACCACCACAGGAAUGGAAGACCCAGAGUUACCUCUGCUGCAGAGGAUAAGUUCAUUAGAGUUACCAGCCUCAGAAAUUGCAGCCCAAUAAAUGCUUCACAGUGUUCAAGUAACAGACACAUCUCAACAUCAACUGUUCAGAGGGGACUGUGUGAAUCAGGCCUUCAUGGUCGAAUUGCUGAAAAGAAACCACUACUAAAGGACACCAAUAAUAAGAAGAGACCUGCUUGGGCCAAGAAACACGAGCAAUGGACAUUAGACCGGUGGAAAUGUCUCCUUUGGUCUGGAGUCCACAUUGGAGAUUAUUGGUUCCAACCGCCGUGUCUUUGUGAGACUGUCUGUGAUUUAUUUAGAAUUCAAGGCACACUUAACCAGCAUGGCUACCAGAGCAUUCUACAGCGCUACACCAUCCCAUCUGGUUUGGGCUUAGUGGGACUAUAAUUUGUUUUUCAACAGGACAAUGACCCAACACACCUCCAGGCUGUGUAAGGGCUAUUUUACCAAGACAGAGAGUGAUGGAGUGCUGCAUCAGAUGACCUGGCCUCCACAAUCCCCUGACCUCAAUCCAAUUGAGAUGGUUUGGGAUGAGUCGGACCACAGAGUAAAGGACAACAAGUGCUCAGCAUAUGUGGGAACUCCUUCAAGACUGUUGGAAAAGCAUUCCAGGUGAAGCUGGCUGAGAGAAUGCCAAGAGUGUGCAAAAAUGUCAUCAAGGCAAAGGGUGGCUAUUUGAAGAAUCUCAAAUAUAAAAUAUAUUUUGAUUUGUUUAACACUUUUUUGUUUACUACAUGAUUCCAUAUGUGUUAUUUCAUAGUUUUGAUGUCUUCACUAUUAUUCUACAAUGUAAAAAAAAUAGUAAAAAUAAAGAAAAACCCUUGAAUUAGUAGGUGCGUGUCACGCCCUGGCUCUGGGGACUCUUAAAAGUUGAGCCAGGGUGUGUAGUGUCUAUGUUGUAGUUUCUACGUUUUUUGUUCUAGCUCGUGUUUUCUAUGUUGGCCAGGGUGGUUCCCAAUCAGAGGCAGCUGAUUCUCGUUGUCUCUGAUUGGGAACCAUACUUAGGCAGCCUGUUUUGCACAGUUGAUUGUGGGAUCUUGUUCUGUAUAGGUUUGUGUUGGUGAACCUUUAGACUUCACGUAUCGUUUUGUUCAUGUUGGAAAGUACUCAUUAAAAGAUGUACGCCUAUCACGCUGCGCCUUGGUCUGCCUCUUACAACGAUCGUGACAGUGUGUCCAAAGUUUUAACUGGUAGUGUAUAUAUAUAAAAAAUCAUUAGCCAUGUUUCAAAUGUCCACUAACCUGCAUGAGCUGGAAUCCACUUCUCGACCCUUCUCUGUGAAGUGUGCACUGUUUUAUAACAGACUUUCUGUGGUUCUUUUGACUCCACAGGAAUCUACAAAGGAAGCUGUCUUCGGAUCAAUCACUUCCCAGAAGAUAACAACUAUGACACAGACAGCUCGGAAUACAUCUUACGUAAGUGCUUGUCUCCCGCCAUCACAUCCGGAUGUCUUUUCAUCCUUUGUCAUCGUGUGUAAAGCACACAAUGCCCAUAGAUACACAAUGGUUGCCCAUAGAUACUCAAUGGUUGCCCAUAGAUACUCAAUGGUAGCCAGUGGACAUGGGGUGCUUUAUCUGUCAUAACUCUCUUGGCCCUGGCCCAUAACAGCAUGAUGUCAUGAGAGUAAUUGGAGCUAUGUAGAGACAGACUGUGAUGGCAUAAGUCCUGGGUUGAUAUAGAGCCAUCAGUGGUGAAGAAAUUACCCAAUUUUCAUACUUGAGUAAAAGUAAAGUUACGUAAAUAGAAAAUGACUCAAGUAAAAGUGAAAGUCACCCAGUAAAAUACUACUUGAGUAAAAGUCUAAAAGUAUUUGGUUUUAAAUAUACUUAAGUAUCAAAAGUAAAUGUAUAAAUAAUUUCAAAUUCCUUAUAUUAAGCAAACUAUUUUUUUUACAGAUAGACAGGCGCACACUCCAACAUUGACAUAAUUUACAUAAGUUAGGGAGUCCGCCAGAUCAGAUGCAGUAGGGGUUACCAGGGAUUUUCUCUUGAUAAGUGUGUGAAUUGGACUAGUUCCCUGUUUUGCUAAGCAUUCAAAAUGUAACGAGUACUUUUGGGUGUCAGGGAAAAUCAAUGGAGUAAAAAGUACGUUAUUUUCUUUAGGAAUGUAGUGGAGUAAAUGUUGUCCAAAUACCCCAAAAAACGACUUAAGUAAAAAUGCUUUAAAGUACUACUUAAGUACUUUACACCACUGAGAGCUGUGUUUAAGAGUGGUGUGAGUAAGCAGAGGGUGUCUCCAGUAUGACUGAUAGAGGGUGUGCUAACCGCUGCUAGCACUCUGCCUGCUGUGUAUUGGCAACACCCUUACAAAAAUAAAUGUAUAAAACGAUGCUGUCAUUUUUAUAGAACUAAGAAAAAAGGGCUUGUGUCAUAGUUUUAUUUAACUUUUAAAAAAUAAACUUCAAAACUGUGUGUUAGUGACGAUGCUAAAAUGUUCUAGUCCUUUACAUGUGUUGGCUACAUGCAUGUAAAGCAAUAGCAGCCAAAAUGGUGCACACUUCUCUGUACAUCCAUAAUGGAUUGACACCAGAAAAUGCACAGAUAGUGAGUUAGUGACGAUGCUAAAUGUGCUAAUGCUGUAAACAUGCUAAUCAUCCUAAACAUACUAAUGUUGUAGUCAUGCUAACAUUGUAAACAUGCUAACCAUCCUAACUGCUAUGUACUACACAGGUAUAGUGCGGGCCUCCAGCCUCUUCCCAAUCCUGAGCAACAUCUUGUUGUUGCUGGGAGGACUGUGUGCCGGGGCUGGGAGGAUCUACAGCAAUAGGAACAACAUCCUGCUCAGCGCCGGCAUCCUGUUUGUGGCUGCAGGUAGGUGGCAUCACACAGCUAUUGACAAUAUUGCAAUGGCGAAUCCCUGCAUAUUUAGCAUUGCCUUUCAGUUGACAUUACCCACUAAUUUAUGUUUACAUAUACUGUAUAGAUUUUUGAAAACACUAAGCUACUAUAUGGGCAAAGCCCUACAAGUCCACCUCUCAGUUCUACCUCUUUCUCUAUGUAUCUCCUCAGGUCUAAGCAACAUCAUCGGCAUCAUCGUCUACAUCUCCAGUAAUGCCGGUGACCCCAGCGACAAGAAGGACGAGGACAAUAAGGCCAGCUAUGGAUACGGCUGGUCUUUCUACUUCGGAGCUCUGUCCUUCAUCGUGGCCGAGUCCGUCGGCGUUCUCGCUGUCAACAUCUACAUCGAGAAGAACAAGGAAACGCGGUGCCGGGCGAGGCGUGAGUUCAUCAAGACCACCUCGUCCAGCUCGCCCUACUCCCGUAUCCCUAGUUACCGUUACCGGCGGCGACGCUCCCGUUCUAGUUCCCGCUCCACCGACCCGUCCCGAGAGACCUCACCCGUUGGGGUGAAGAUGGGAGGAGGAGGGGGAGCAGGCAUAGGAAGUGGAGCAAGCUUUGGGAUGCCCAUGGGUGGGAUCUCCAUGUACGCCCUCAGUAGGGACUCUAUGAAAAGUGGGAUAGCUGGGUACUGUAGUCCAGAGCGUGACACAAGCUUCCUGCAGGUCCACAACUGCUUCCAGAAAGAUCUGAAGGAGGGUGUGAACAGGAGAACGACACCCGUAUGA